AUGAUGAGGAGAAACACGGCGGCCGCUUGCGUGAUCCCGGCGCCCGCCGACCCCGACACCAUCUCCGACUCCGGCUCAUCUACGUCCGUGCCGCCGCCGCAGCCGGGGAGGAAGCAGACUGACUCUGUCUUGCAGGUAGUCCGUGCUGGCGCGCCGGUCACCCCGACUCGUCCUGAAGACGGGCAACCGGUCGCCGCCGUCGAGGAGGUGACGAGUCAGGUGGUCGAAAGUAGCGCCCGCGCGGUGGUGGCGGCCGGGAAGGCGAUCAACAGCUACCUGCGCACCCACGGCCGGAUCCCGAUGAUACGUUCGGAAGGCCCCGACUUGGACCUCAACGCCCUGGCGCCUCCGGACGCCAGCCGGCCCCCGCGCCAAGUCGACCGACCUGUGAUCUGCGCCUACUGCAACUGCGCAUUCUGCUUCGCCGCGCAUGAGGUCCCUUCCCUCAAUCCUGUCCCGGGGCAUGUCUACCCGGCGCCCCCCGUACCCAUCACCCUUAAUCUUCUCACGCCGCCGCCGGUGGGGCUGCUGUAUCGCGAUCCCCGGGGCCCGGGUGCCACGCCGGCCCGGCUGCUUGUCUGCUCCUGCGAGCACCACUUCAAGGUCACCAUGGGCAUGCUGCAGCAGCAGCCUGGUGGCGCGCCGUCGCUGGUGUGGAAGUGUACUAUCUCUUGUCUUCGUGUCCUGCCCAUCGUCGUGGGCAGCGAAGGUGCUAACUCGCCAGAUCUGCAUGCUAAUCCGGCCCCUCCUCCGGAACCGUGGACAUACGCUGGUGCUUACUGGAACUAUGUGAAGCCCGGGGACGAGGACAUGGUCAAACUCAAAUUACAUGAUGAUCCUCUCAACUCUUGGCCGCCGGUGAAAGCAGCACGGAGUCGUGCCGGCCGGAGUCAUCCUCGAUCGGCCAGCAGGUAG
Messenger RNA from Miscanthus lutarioriparius, 915 nucleotides. The record is from the annotation of a GenBank genome assembly. NCBI's taxonomy places the organism in Eukaryota, Viridiplantae, Streptophyta, Magnoliopsida, Poales, Poaceae.